AUGCUUGCUGCUAGAGCGGUGAAACUCUUGAAGUACAAACAGGCUGGCCACCAGCUCCUCUGCACGUCGUUUGUUCGGCAACAGCAGUCUUCAUCUCAAGAGCCUUUCAUCAAUGGUACUUCCUCUCACUACAUAGAGGAUAUUUAUGAAGCAUGGCGAAACGAUCCAUCUAGCGUUCAUAAGUCUUGGGAUAUAUACUUUCGAGGUGUAACCGCUGGGGCACAGUUUGGUCAGGCUUAUGCUCGACCCCCAACGCUUGGUCGCCAGGCGUUAUCCUUCCAGCCCUCUGCAACACCGUCCAUUCGAGCCGAGCCCAAUGUGAAAACCAUUGAAGAUCACCUUUCCGUGCAAGCCAUAAUCCGAUCUUAUCAAGUCCGAGGGCAUCUUGCUGCCCAUUUAGAUCCCCUUAAUAUCACUUCCCCCUCUGAGGGCACUGCUCGGUACAUUGUGUAUAAACGGUACUUGGGCGAAUCAGGUGAACCCGACUUGGAUAAAACAUUUCGUCUGCCACCAACCACCUACAUUGGUGGGGAUAAACAUGAGUUAACUUUGCGCGAAAUUAUUCGGCGCUUGGAGGAAGUUUAUUGUCAACAUAUCGGUGUGGAGUAUAUGUUCAUCAAUAGUUUGAAUAAAUGUGAUUGGAUCCGACGCAAAUUCGAAACACCGGGCUCGUUGUCUUUCACGCCUGAGCAAAAACGUCUCAUUUUGGCUCGACUGAUUCGAUCCACGCGAUUCGAGGCUUAUUUGGCCAAAAAAUGGAGCUCGGAAAAACGCUUCGGAGUCGAGGGUUGUGAAAUGCUCAUCCCGGCUAUGAAGACAUUGAUUGAUGUAUCCUCGGAUUUGGGGAUCGAUAGCUUUGUGAUCGGUAUACCUCAUCGUGGUCGUCUGAAUGUGCUGGCCAAUGUAUGCCGCAAGCCAUUGGAAGACAUAUUUUGUCAGUUCGACUCGCGUCUCGAAGCCGCGGAUGAGGGUAGCGGAGAUGUGAAAUAUCACUUGGGUAUGAGCCAUUCCCGAAUCAAUCACGUGAAUAACAAACGUGUCAAUUUGGCCGUCUGCGCCAACCCCAGUCACUUGGAGGCGGUGGACCCGGUUGUUCAGGGUAAAACAAAAGCAGAACAGUUCUAUCGUGGUGACAACGAUGGGAAAAAAGUUAUGUCCAUUCUGGUUCACGGCGAUGCCUCAUUCUGCGGUCAAGGUGUCGUCUACGAGACGUUCCACUUGAGCGAUCUCCCGUCUUAUUCAACUCACGGCACUGUUCAUAUAGUAGUCAAUAACCAAAUCGGAUUCACCACGGAUCCUCGAAUGGCCCGCUCAUCCCCUUACUGUACGGAUGUGGCUCGUGUCACCAACUCACUCAUCUUACAUGUGAACGCAGACGAUCCUGAGGCGGUGGCUCGCGUUGCUCAAGUCGCAGCCGAGUGGCGCUCGGAGUUUGGCAAAGAUGUGGUCAUCGAUUUAGUCUGCUAUCGUCGUUCUGGACAUAAUGAGAUGGAUGAGCCCAUGUUCACUCAACCACUCAUGUACAAGCGGAUACGACAGCAACCGACAGCCCUGGAGCAGUACGCUAAAAAGCUCAUCACCGAAGGUGUUGUGACCGAGGAGGAGUAUCAGGCGGAAAUUGCAAAAUACGACCAAAUCUGUGAAGAGGCUUACGAGUUGGCCAAGAAACAAACAGUUACCUACAAUCGAGCAUGGAUCGACUCACCGUGGCACGGUUUCUUUGAAAACAAAGACCCCAUGUACCUGCCUAAUACCGGUGUGGAACAUUCCAUUUUGGAACACAUUGGUCAGGUGAUCAGUGAGCCACCAGAGGGUAUGGUUAUUCAUCCAGGAUUGAAACGCACACUCAAAGAACGUCGGGAGUUGUGUGAGCAACACAUGGCCAAUUGGGCCCUCGGAGAACAAUUCGCUUACGGUUCCCUACUCAAGGAGGGCUACCAUGUCCGUCUAUCCGGUCAAGAUGUGGAGCGUGGAACCUUCUCACAUCGUCACAGUGUCUUACAUGAUCAGGAAGUAGACAAAAAAACAUACGUGCCUUUGAACCAUCUGUUCCCGGACCAAGCACCGUUUACCGUGUGCAAUUCCAGCCUGUCCGAGUACGCCGUGAUGGGUUUCGAACUGGGCUAUUCGCUGACCAAUCCGAAUGCGUUGGUUUUGUGGGAAGCGCAAUUCGGUGACUUCAACAACAACGCCCAAUGUGUGAUCGAUCAGUUCAUCUCAUCCGGACAGCAGAAAUGGGUUCGGCAGUCCGGAUUGGUCCUAUUGUUGCCACAUGGCUAUGAAGGAAUGGGACCGGAACACUCAAGCGCCCGAAUGGAACGAUUCCUCCAGAUGUCCAAUGAUGAUGAAAACCAUGUUCCAAUAUUCAGUGAUCAAUUUGUGAUGCAACAAUUACACGAGACCAACUGGAUUGUGGCCAAUUGUACCACCCCAGCCAAUUUCUUCCACAUUUUGCGGAGACAGAUCCUAUUGCCAUUCCGCAAACCGCUGAUUGUUUUCACGCCGAAAUCCCUUUUGCGCCAUCCGGAUGCCAGGUCACCGUUCGAAGAUUUCCUCCCAGGAUCCGAGUUCAAACGUUUCAUCCCGGAAACGGGCAAAGCUGCCGAACGACCGGAAGGUGUGAAAAAGUUGAUCCUAUGCUGCGGAAAGGUGCAUUUACUACGAUUUGGUGAAGGAACGACAGACCCUUGGAUUGAACAACGCACCCCGUUCCCGUACGAUUUGGUCAAGGCGGAAUUGGAACGCUACCCGGAUGCGAAACUACAAUGGGUUCAAGAGGAGCACAAAAACAUGGGUGCUUGGAGCUAUGUACAGCCACGAGUGAAUCAUUUGAUUGAAAGUUCGUUACCAGAUCGCAUGCACAAGUCUAUCCACUAUGUCGGUCGUCAACCUAGUGCUUCUACGGCCGCUGGACACAAGGCAAUGCACUUGAUGGAAAUAUCGCUCUAUUUGAAGAACGCACUGUCACCUGACUAA
Echinostoma caproni is the source of this 2976-nucleotide messenger RNA. The record is from the annotation of a GenBank genome assembly. NCBI's taxonomy places the organism in Eukaryota, Metazoa, Platyhelminthes, Trematoda, Plagiorchiida, Echinostomatidae.